AUGUCAGGAGCCCCCAAGGAGAGUUUGGGGGCCCAGGGGCUGCCGGGGUUGGGCAAGGCCUGCUUAACCACCAUGGACAAAAAGCUUAACAUGCUGAAUGAGAAGGUCGACAAACUCUUACAUUUCCAAGAAGAUGUCAUGGAGAAACUGCAGUGCGUGUACCGAGGUAUGGGCCACCUGGAGCAAGGCCUACACCGGCUGGAGGCGUCCCGAGUUCCGGGUCCUGCUGGGGCUGACUGCACUCCCCCGGCUGACACGCAGGCUGGGUGGCCGGAGGUCCUGGAGCUGGUGAGGGCCGGGCAGCAGGAUGCCGCCCAUCAGGGCGCCAGGCUCGAAGCCCUCUUCCGGAUGGUGGUGGCUGUGGACAAGGCCAUAGCUUUGGUGGGGGCCGUGCUCCAGAACUCGAAGGUGGUGGAUUUUAUCAUGCAAGGGAGUGUCCCCUGGAGGAAGGGAAGCCUGGCCGACAGCCCUGCGGAGAACAAAGAGCGAGUGGAAGAGAAAGGAGCAAAACCAAAGCACACGCUGAGCACCAGAGGUGUGCAAGCCGAGCUCAGGAGGCCUUGGGAAGAGAGCCAGAAGGUGGACCUGCCAGAGGGGACCGUGGAGAGGCUGUCCCCCAUCAGUGCUUCGGGGAUAGGAUCUGACCUCCUUACCCAGGCAGAGGCCUCACCAGAACGGGUGCGCCCAGAGGUGGAAGUCAAAGCUCCUGGAGCAGCCAUCGAGAACCCUGGGACUGGCCUGGAAUUGUCUGUGGUGUCUGAAAGGGUCAGUGAGGCUCCCGCUGGCCAGGAGGCUGCAUCUGGUGCAGGACGAGGAACAUUGUCUAGUAGGCCUGACCCUCAGCCCUCGGAGGAGGGCAUGAGGCUGACUCCAGUGCCACCAGCCCAGGCCAAGGCAGCUCACAGGGGUGGAGAAACACCUCCAAGGAUCUCCAUCCACGUGCAGGAGACGGAUACCCCUGGGGAGCUGCUUGUGACACGGGGGAGCAGCCUCAGAACCACACCCCCUGCAGAGGCUGAAGCGGCUGCCCAUCCAGGUGAGCAGGACCCACCUGGGCCCAGGUGCUGCCCCCAGGCCCCUGGGACUGAGUCAGGAAAACAUAUCCCCAAAGGAGCCAGUGUGUUUUCCCCACUGCGGAAGCGGAACAGCGAUGGGGGAGCAAAAGCCAAAGAGAAGCAGGGGCCUGGGGCCGAGCCCACCAUGGCACCAAGCAGGGCCAGGAGGGACAAGGGAGCCGAUGCCAGGGUCCCAGACCCGCAGCAGGACACAGGCCCAGGAGCAGGGAACCCUGAGCCUGGGAAGGACUGCACAGCCAGGGGCACGGGCAGAGCUGAAGCAGGAAGGAGGACGCCCCCAGGAGCUGAGGCAGGAAGCCUGGUUCUUGACGACAGUCCAGCCCCACCAGCCCCUUUCGAGCACCGGGUGGUGAGCGUCAGGGAGCCCUCGACCUCAGCAGGCUACACAGUGUGCCAGCACGAAGUCCUGGGAGGGGGCCGGUUUGGCCAGGUCCACAGAUGCACAGAGAAGGCCACGGGCCUCGCGCUGGCGGCCAAGAUCAUCAAAGUAAAGAGUGCGAAGGACCGGGACGAUGUGAAGAACGAGAUUAACAUCAUGAACCAGCUCAGCCAUGUGAACCUGAUCCAGCUCUACGAUGCCUUUGAAAGCAAGAACAGCUUUACCCUUGUCAUGGAGUAUGUGGAUGGGGGUGAGCUCUUUGAUCGGAUCACGGAAGAAAAGUACCACCUGACUGAACUGGAUGUGAUCUUGUUCACCAAGCAGAUCUGCGAGGGUGUGCAUUACCUCCAUCAGCACUACGUCCUGCACUUGGACCUCAAGCCUGAGAACAUACUGUGUGUCAAUCAGACAGGACACCAAAUUAAGAUCAUUGACUUCGGGCUGGCCAGAAGGUACAAGCCUCGGGAGAAGCUGAAGGUGAACUUCGGCACUCCCGAGUUCCUGGCCCCGGAAGUCGUCAAUUACGAGUUUGUCUCCUUCCCAACGGACAUGUGGAGUGUGGGAGUCAUCACCUACAUGCUACUCAGUGGUUUGUCCCCAUUUCUAGGGGAAACAGAUGCAGAGACCAUGAAUUUCAUUGUGAACUGCAGCUGGGAUUUUGAUGCUGACAGCUUUGAAGGGCUGUCAGAGGAGGCCAAGGACUUUGUCUCCAGGUUGCUGGUCAAAGAGAAGAGCUGCAGAAUGAGUGCCACACAGUGCCUGAAACAUGAGUGGCUGAAUAACUUGCCUGCCAAAGCUUCAAAAUCAAAAGUUCGUCUCAAAUCCCAGCUGUUGCUACAGAAAUACAUGGCUCAGAGGAAAUGGAAGAAACACUUCUACGUGGUGACUGCUGCCAACAGGUUAAGGAAAUUUCCAACUUCUCCCUAAUUCUCAACUCUGCUGCUUCCAUGGGCCCAGAAAUUACUGAGACUGGUGGUGAAGUCAUGACUGAAGAUUUUUAAUAACCUGGCCUGCCACUAUUUUGUAAACAAACAAACAAACAAAAGGUUAUGGCUGUUGCCUUCCUUGUGGUUGAAAAGUGGCUAUAAAGAAAGUGACCUGAGAACUUUUUCCUGCCUUAUAAAAUCACUACGUUGCAAUGCUGUGAUUACUUUUCAAGUGUACCUACUUUUGGUGAUAAGCAUAGGCAUGCUUUAGUUAGGUGGGAAAGCUUCUACUUUGCAUAUGUCCAAUUUAAAGCCUAAGCUUACUCUGGUUAAAGAACCCAGUGGACUAUCACACAGGGCAUGUUAGUCAGUGUUACCUCCUCCAGUGCAAAGAAUUCCUGGCAUUUUGGUUUGUUCAAGUGUGAGCUGACAUUUUGUACUACAUUUGUUGCUCUAGUGUGAAACAAUGUGGAUGUAG
Hippopotamus amphibius kiboko is the source of this 2859-nucleotide messenger RNA. Its product is annotated as UPF0547 protein C16orf87 homolog. Lineage: Eukaryota; Metazoa; Chordata; Mammalia; Artiodactyla; Hippopotamidae. The transcript has 13 exons. Gene Ontology annotation, cellular component: nucleus; cytoplasm. Gene Ontology annotation, molecular function: ATP binding; protein serine/threonine kinase activity. Gene Ontology annotation, biological process: intracellular signal transduction; protein phosphorylation; positive regulation of apoptotic process. The coding region runs from base 1 to 2382 and encodes 793 amino acids. The record is from RefSeq and is a predicted model, not a curated record.